UUACAGCAUGACCCUCCCCUUUUCUAGGGUGAGAUCGAUAAAUGAGCCAUGUCUGAAUUCUGAUCGGGUCAUAGAGUAAUUUAACAGUGUAGUUUUUUUAUUAAAUACAUGAUCUGCAUAAGAAAUAAUGUAAACCUUGUGUGCCAUUGAUACAUAAAGGGUGUCACAUUUUCUCAUUAUUGUGCUGGGAAUAGAACUCAGCAGAUAAACAAUGUGUGCAUCACACAAGCACUCUUUUGAGGGAAAGAAAAGAAAGUUGUCACUACCGUGUAAUUUUACCCUUGAUAUGAUGGCAUCAAGUGAAUACAAGGAUAUAGGGAUUUUCAACCUAAAAAGUUUAAUCGGCAAUUACGAUGAGCUUGCAAUGAACUUCUAGACUAUUCGCAGCUUUCUGACUUGUGAAAGACUUGAUCAAGCACAUCUUUUGGAGUCAGCGUGGGUCAUUGAUUCACUUCAACCUGUUCAUUCACUGAUAUCCUGGGUACUCCAUCACCUCACUCUGUACCCCUUAAUAUCUUUGAUUAAAACAAAAUUUGUCCAUCACAUUUUAAAAAUUAAUAUUUAAUGUGGCAUCAUUUAUCCUGUUCAAAAAAGUAUUCCGAAUUUGUGUCAGGUUUUCUGUGUUAAGGCAUUUUCCACAUUUACACCUGAAAGGCCUGGCUUUAUAUUUUAGUCUCUGCUCCCUGGUUUUGCAUCCUCAGGACUUUCCUCUCAGUCCCUCCUAACAUCAUUGUAAAUUUCAAUCAAAUUAGUCUUCAACCGUAUACAUUACAGGAAAAGCAACCAAGGUUGAAAUAAUUCUUCCUUGGAGUCCAAGUAUCAUUUUGGUAAAAUAUACUUGAGUCCAAAGCAGCUGAGCAUUUUCUUCAUCUAUUAAUGAUGCAAGCUGUCUGUUGAUGUAUUAAAAAAAAUUAGUGUGUAGAAUGAGUCUUAAUUUAAGCUUGUUCAAAGAUUAUUUUAAAAUCAAUCUUCAACUUUUUGGAACAAGCUGCAAAAUUAAGCUUCUACAUUUAGUAAGCACUGCAGAAUCACUGACUUAAAAAUAAAAUUUACCCUGGUAUAUCCAUAUUGUUCAUGAAUAUUUUGCAACACCUUGAAAAUGAGACGUGUUCUGUCCUUACUCUGCCAAUGUUUGUUACAGGUCACGGGCUUUAAUUAUUUUUACAAUUGUGUGUUGAAACCCUCCAGAAAAACUGUUGCUCCCAAGUAACACCAAGGCUGCAUUUGAGGUACAUUACGCUGUAAAGUUUCUUGGGCUCUGGGACAGAGUGAGUAGGAGAUGGUGUCCUCGGGUGCGAUGUAUAUGAAACAUUCUCAACUACAGUGUCAAUUUCAGUACAUUUCUUUGCUUCCAAUAUCUCACUUCUCCGCCCGCAACCAUUUUUGUUUAUUUACUUAUGAGAUCUUAUCGGCAAGGCUGAUAUUUAUUAUCUAAACAUCCCUAGUGACACUACAGGAAAUGAGUAGGUUUCUUGAAUCUCUAUAAUCUUGCAGUGGGAAUUCCAGGAUUUGAACUGAGUGACCACGAAUGAAUUAAAACAUAUUUCCAAUUCAUACAUUUAAUUUCCAAUUAAAUAUGAUUUUAAAUAUUUUAUAAAAUCUUUCCAUUUCCUCAUUAAUGUAUCUUACUCCAUUUCUACUAAGCAGUCUAGAUUAGUCAAAUUUUAAACUAAGUCAGUGUGAUUGGUCUGUCUGGUUCUCCCGCCUCAGAUUUUUAACCAUACUGAAAUGUUUGCUCACCUUUUAGUUUUUCUUGGUUUUGGUGAUCAUUUACGAAUGAAAGAUUAACAUUGUUUUACUUUUUACAGAUAUGACCCACGUGUUUCUUCCAUUAUUUUUAGAGUAGAUUUCAGGAGAGGAUGCAACCAAGAUGAUUAAGUUUUUACAGUGUUUAUUUUCACAAUAUUUCUAAAGCUGUGUGGUUGAUAGAACUGGGGACAAACUAUUGCAAGUCUUGUAUUAGGAUACUGCCACAACAUGCUUCUCGUGACUGGGGUUCUGCAAAAUAAGCUGGUCUAAAAAUGAGAUGAGAAAGAUGUGUGUAGAGCUAUAAGAAAUCAAGAGUUUUAUAGUAUAAAUUGAAAUAGAAAUAAGAAUAUUCAGACCGAGGUUGAAAGUGUGAAGGCCAGCGGUGAGACAAGAGGUUAGUAGUCAGAUCUUCUGUUAUGGAAACUGAGCCUUUUUCUUAGGUUGAAUAUUAUUUCCAUACUUAAUUCCUCCCGCUCAGCAUGUACCCUGUGUUAAGUAUUCUAUCGGUGAUGUAAUGACGGACUCCUGCUAUGACAGCUGUUGUGCUGCUUAAACAAGGAUGAUGUCAUAGGACUGAUUUCUCAGGGAAUGUGUAUCCUCGCUUGCUUUUGUGUGAUCUUGAUGCAGAAUGCCCCUCUGAAUGACCGCUUUGUGGUUCACUGAAUGCAGGAUUUUGGGGGAUACAUUUCCAUAAAUCCUUCUCUCCUCACUAGCUACAGCCGUGAGCUUUUAUGCUCGAUAUCCAUGUACAUGAAAUGAGGAGUUGAACCCAGAAGCCUUACAAUUACAUUGUUCUUUCCUGAUCAUCCUUGACUUGUGGCUUGAUGUUUAUUGAACAAAGAGCUCGGUCUUUGAAGAGAGUUUAAUGCGGAGAAUCUCUGGCAGCAGCAGUGUGCACACUCUCAGCAAGGCUGCCUUCAUCGAGAAGGUGCGGGAGAGCAACGCGGCGUGUCAGAGCGGAGACUUCACCACUGGCCUGCAGCUCUACACUGAGGCCAUAGUCGCCGACCCCCAGAACUGCAUUCUGUACAGCAACCGGUCGGCCGUGCUGGUGAAAGUGAACGAGUACGAGAGAGCACUGGAUGAUGCUGUCAAAGCACGACUCCUGAACCCCAAAUGGUCAAAGGCAUACUUCCGACAGGGUGUUGCUCUCCAGUACCUUGGCCGGCAUGCAGAUGCGCUGGCUGCGUUUGCGUCGGGGCUGGCUCAGGAUCCAAAGAGCCUGCAGCUGCUGGUCGGGAUGGUGGAGGCCACCAUGAAGUCUCCUCUCCGAGAGUCCCUGGAACCGACAUAUCAGAAGCUACAGAAGAUGAAGCUAGACAAGAGUCCAUUUGUGGUGGUGUCUGUCAUUGGGCAGGAGCUGCUCACCGCAGCGCACCACAGCGCCUCUGUCGUGGUUCUGGAGGCUGCGCUGAAGAUUGGAACGUGCAGCUUGAAGCUCCGCGGCUCCGUGUUCUCUGCCCUGAGCAGUGCUUACUGGGCGUUAGGGAAUACCGAGAAGAGUAUUGGCUAUAUGCAGCAGGACUUCGAUGUAGCCAAGACUUUAGGUGACCACACGGGCGAGUGCCGGGCCCAUGGCAACCUGGGAUCGGCAUUCUUCUCCAGCGGCAACUACCGCGAGGCCCUCAACAACCACCGACUCCAGCUCGUGCUGGCGAUGAAGCUCAAAGAUCGCGAGGCAGCAUCCUCAGCAUUGAGCAGCCUAGGUCAUGUCUACACAGCUAUUGGAGACUACCCAAAUGCACUGGCCAGUCACAAGCAGUGCGUUCUUCUAGCGAAACAAUCCAAAGACGAGCUCUCAGAAGCCAGAGAACUGGGCAACAUGGGGGCUGUUUACAUCGCGAUGGGCGACUUUGAAAAUGCAGUGCAGUGCCAUGAGCAGCAUCUCAGGAUUGCCAAGGAGCUGGGCAACAAGCGGGAGGAGGCACGAGCUUACAGCAACCUGGGCAGUGCCUACCACUACCGGAGGAACUUUGACAAGGCAAUGUCCUACCACAACCACGUGCUGGAGCUUGCACAGGAGCUGGGCGAGAAGUCCAUUGAGAUGCGGGCGUACGCGGGCUUGGGCCAUGCGGCGCGCUGCAUGCAGGACCUGGAAAGAGCAAAGCAGUAUCACGAGCAGCAGCUGAGCAUCGCGGAGAACCAGAAGGACCGGGCAGCAGAGGGACGAGCUUCCUCGAACCUUGGUAUAAUCCACCAGAUGAAAGGAGAUUACGAAGCUGCGCUGAAGCUCCACAAGACCCACCUGUCCAUUGCCCAGGAGCUGAAUGACUAUGCGGCACAGGGUCGAGCCUACGGGAACAUGGGCAACGCCCACAACGCACUGGGCUCCUACGACCAGGCGGUGAAGUAUCACCGGCAGGAGCUGCAGAUCUCCAUGGAGGUUAAUGAUCGGGCGUCACAGGCCUCGACCCACGGUAACCUCGCUGUUGCCUACCAGGCCCUGGGUGCCCACGACCGGGCCCUGCAACACUACCAGAACCACCUGAACAUUGCCCGGGAGUUACGGGAUAUACAAAGCGAAGCCCGGGCCCUCAGCAACCUAGGCAACUUCCACUGCUCCAGAGCAGAGUACGUUCAGGCCGUUCCCUACUAUGAACAGUACCUGCGCUUGUCUCCUGACCUACAGGAUAUGGAAGGUGAAGGGAAAGUGUGCCACAACCUCGGUUAUGCACACUACUGUCUCGGAAGCUACCAAGAGGCCGUCAAAUACUAUGAGCAAGAUUUGGCCCUGGCCAAGGACUUGCAUGAUAAACUCAGCCAGGCAAAGGCCUACUGCAACUUAGGGCUGGCUUUUAAGGCCCUGACUAACUACACUAAAGCCGAGGAAUGUCAGAAAUAUGUUCUGUCCCUUGCCCAGUCCCUGAACAAUUCUCAAGCCAAAUUUCGAGCAUUGGGCAAUUUGGGUGAUAUUUUGGUGUGCAAGAAAGAUGUGAAUGGUGCAGUUAAGUUUUAUGAACAGCAGUUGGCUUUGGCUCAUCAGAUUAAAGAUCGGAAGCUUGAAGCCUCAGCCUAUGCAGCUCUGGGUACUGCCUACAGGCUGAUACAGAAACAUGACAAGGCUCUGGGAUAUCACACACAAGAGCUUGAGGUUUAUCAGGAAUUGGGCGACUUGUUGGGAGAAUGUAAGGCGCACGGCCACCUUGCCGCAGUCUACAUGGCACUUGGCAAAUACACCAUGGCCUUCAAGUGUUACCAGGAACAGUUGGACUUGGGGCAGAAGCUCAAAAAUCCCAACAUUGAGGCGCAAGUGUACGGCAACAUGGGAAUCACUAAAAUGAACAUGAAUGUAAUGGAAGAUGCCAUCGGCUACUUCGAACAGCAGCUUGCGACGCUGCAGCAGUUGAGCGGCAAUGAUGCAGUCCUGGAUCGAGGGCACGCUUAUGGCAACCUGGGGGAUUGCUACGAGGCACUCGGAGAUUACGAAGAAGCUGUAAAAUAUCAUGAGCAGUUCUUGACAGUGGCUCAGAGUUUAAAUCGGAUGCAGGAACAAGCUAAAGCUUAUCGGGGACUUGGAAAUGGACAUCGGGCUAUGGGGAACCUGCAACAAGCUCUCGUGUGCUUUGAGAAGAGGCUGGUGGUGGCCCAUGAACUUGGCGAGUCUUCCAACAAAGCCCAGGCGUACGGUGAGCUCGGAAGCUUACACAGCCAGCUGGGCAACUACGAGCAGGCCAUCUCGUGCCUCGAGCGGCAACUAAACAUUGCCCGCGAAAUGAAAAACCGAAUCUUGGAGAGCGAUGCGGCCUGUGGCCUGGGUGGAGUUUACCAACAGAUGGCCGAAUACGAAACCUCGCUGCAGUACCAUCAGCUGGACUUGGAGAUCGCAGAGGAAACAAGCAACCCCACGUGUCAGGGCCGUGCCUACGGGAACCUGGGGCUGACCUACGAAUCACUGGGAAACUAUGAACGGGCCGUAAUGUACCAGGAGCAGCACCUGAGUAUCGCUGCUCAGAUGAAUGACUUGGUGGCUAAAACCAUUGCCUACAGCAGCUUAGGAAGAACGCACCAUGCCUUGCAGAACUACUCGCAGGCAGUCAUGUACUUACAGGAAGGUUUGAGACUGGCGGAACAACUUGGUCGCAGAGAAGAUGAAGCUAAGAUCAGGCACCGUUUGGGACUUUCACUGUGGGUCAGUCGAAACCUCGAGGAGGCACAACACCAGCUUUAUCGAGCAUCUGCUUUAUUUGAAAAUAUCCGCCACGAGGCACAGCACAGCACCGAUUAUAAACUUUCCCUCUUCGACCUCCAAACAUCCUCCUAUCAAGCUUUGCAACGCGUUCUGGUCAGCCUGGGUCGUCACGAUGAGGCACUGGCUGUGGCUGAGAGGGGGCGGACGAGGGCAUUUGCUGACCUUCUGGUCGAACGGCAAACUGGGCAGCAAGUGUCUGACUCAUUGACUCCUGUUACCAUUGAACAAAUUCUGGAAGCCAUCAACAAUCAGCGCAGUCUGGUACUAUACUACUCCCUCGCAGCGGGCUACCUCUACAGCUGGUUACUGGCACCAGGAGCAGGCAUAUUAAAAUUUCAUGAAUGCUAUUUGGGCGAUGGCCUGGCUGACAACAACAAUGAUUUUAAUGAAACCAGUAGCCUCAACCUGCAGACAUCCAGCUUCUCCACUCUCGAGCAGUACGUGACCAAUGUCCGAGAAGCUCUCGGCAUUGAUUCCUACUACACCAGGAUGUGCUCAAACAGUGAAACAGAGAGCGAGGCUGGGGACCUCGCCGAUCAGCAGUUUGAGGACAUGAACAACAAAGUGACUUCCGUCACUGACCCAACAGGGUUCCUCAGAAUGGUCAACAGGAACAACCUCUUCAAUAGAAGCUGCCAGAGUAUGAGCAGUCUGUUCAGCAGCAACACGUCGAGUCUCCAAGAUUCCACCUCGUCCCUACCCCGAAAGUUGGGCUCUUCCAGUAAACAACCUCUCCGUGCCCUCUACGACAUCCUCAUCUCACCCAUGGAAGGGGGACUGAUGCAUUCUAGUGGUCCUGUCGGUCGCCACAGACAGCUGGUGUUGGUCCUGGAAGGAGAGCUCUAUCUCAUUCCCUUCGCUCUGCUGAAAGGAAGCUCCUCUAAUGAGUACCUCUACGAACGGUUCAGUAUCAUUGCUGUUCCCUCCAUCAGGGCCUUUCAAGCAAGCCCCAAGUCCCAUCUCCGGAAGAGCCUGUCGGUGUGCAGCUCGUCCAGCUCGAUGGCAGCGGUGGUGGGUAACCCGCGUCUGCCCGGGGCCGUGAUGGAUCGCUGGCUCUGGGGGCCCAUGCCAUCGGCGGAGGAGGAGGCCUACAUGGUGGGGGAGCUGCUGGGCUGCCAGCCGUUGGUCAGCGGCGCGGCCACCAAGGAGCGGGUGGCCAGCGUGCUCGGGCAGGCCGAGUGCGUCCACUUCGCCACGCACAUCUCCUGGAAGCUCGCCGCCCUGGUCCUCACGCCCAACAGCGACGGCAGCACGGUGAGCGGGAAGAGCUCUCUGGGGAACAGUUACACCAUCCCGGAGUCGCUGAGGAUGCAGGACGACGCGAGUGACGUGGAGAGUAUAACGGACAGCCCCCCGCUGCAGGAGUUCCUCUUGACCGCCGCAGACAUAUUGGACUUGCACCUGCCCGCCAAGCUCAUCGUCCUGGGCUCCUACCAGGAAUCCAACAACAAAGUGACGGCAGACGGCAUCAUUGGACUGACGCGGGCUUUCCUCGCCGCCGGGGCACAGUGUGUUUUGGUUUCCCUCUGGCCCGUGCCCAUGGCAGCAUCCAAGAUGUUCGUUCACACCUUCUACUCCUCCCUGCUCAACGGAAUGAAGUCUAGCGCCGCGCUCGGAGAAGCCAUGAAGAUUGUCCAGAGCAGCAAGCUGUUCGCGCAUCCUUCAAACUGGGCAGGCUUCACACUGAUCGGGAAUGAUGUUAAACUGAACAGCCCAUCGUCCCUCAUCGGCCAAGCACUGUCUGAGAUCCUGCAGCACGCUGACCGUGCUCGAGACGCUCUGCGGGUGUUACUCCACCUGGUGGAGAAGUCCCUGCAGCGGAUCCAGAACGGCCAGCGGAACUCCAUGUACACGUCCCAGCAUAGCGUGGAGAACAAGGUGGGCGGCGUUCCAGGCUGGCAGUCGCUGCUGAUGGCCGUCGGAUUCCGGCUUGACCCUCCGGCCAGCGGGCUCCCUGCGGCCGUCUUCUUCCCAGUCUCUGACCCUGGGGAUCGGCUCCAGCAGUGCAGCACCACGCUCCAGGCACUCCUAGGGUUACCCCACGCUGCUCUCCAGGCUCUCUGCAAACUUAUCUCGGCCUCAGAGACAGGAGAACAACUUAUUAAUCGGGCUGUAAAAAAUAUGGUUGGAUUGCUCCACCAAGUCCUCGUUCAACUUCAGACUGGCGAGAAAGAACAGGACUUUUGUACAGCACCCAUUCAACUGUCCAUCAGCGUCCAGCUCUGGCGACUGCCCGGAUGUCACGAGUUCCUGGCCGCUUUAGGCUUUGACCUGUGUGAGGUGGGCCAAGAAGAGGUGGUGUUGAAGACCGGGAAACAGGCAAACAGGAAGACCAUGCACUUCGCUCUCCAGUCUCUGCUGGCACUCUUUGAUUCCACGGAGCUGCCGAAAAGACUCAGCCUGGACAGCUCCUCCUCGCUGGAAUCUCUCUCCUCGUCUCAAUCGGUCUCCAAUGCAGCAGGACAGAUGAACCCACCGUUCUCCCCCACUUACGGGGACUCGAUGGCCUCCGACGCCAUCUCUGUGUACAGCCUCAGCUCCAUCGCCUCCUCCAUGAGCUUCGCGUCCAAGACGGACAUCACCGGGGAAGGGGUGCUCCAGCGGGGGAGGCUGGACUACGAGAGGCCGAAGAAUGUCUACCCGCACAAGGCGGCGGCGAUGUUGGCGAGUGGCUCUUCCCCACAGUCGAACAACGCGAGCAGGGACGAGGAGGAGUACGAUGGCUUCUCCAUCAUCAGCAGCGAGCCGCUGAGUCUGUACACUGAUAGCCUCAAGGCGUCUGCCUCGGCCGACAAAGAGAGGACUACUGAGCCCAGCCACAGUCUGGGCGACAGGCACACGCUCAAAGCAAACGCGAGCGCAUCCAGCUCCCCGGCUAAAAUGGUGCUCAUCCCCAGUGCAAACUCACCCUUCCAGAAAGUGGGGUCCAGAAAUAAACUGCCGAGCUCAGACACGGGCGAGUCCGACCAGUCCAGCACGGAGACGGACAGCACGGUGAAGUCUCAGGAGGAGAAAGUGUCCAAACUUAAUCCCCAGGAGUUGGCGCAGAAGAUCUUGGAGGAGACGCAGAGCCACCUGCUCGCUGUGGAGCGACUGUAUCAGAGCAGCGGGCCAGGCAACCAGAGGAGCUCCACUGAGGUGGACAGCAGCGCGGUGGGUCAUCACGGACCCUCAUCGUCUUUUAAGUCUUCGGACACGAGUGCGUUCAGCAAGCCCCCGGCCAGCACUGGGCAGAAGAAGCAGCCGUCUCCUGUCCCUGCAAAACCAAAGCCUCCCACACGCAGCUCCUCGCUGCAAAAGGUCAACUCAGGAAGCAGCACCCCGACCAGCGACACCACCGAGGCGGGGAUGUCAGCGGGGGACAGCAGGCAGACCACAGCCCCCUCGUCCCCGGUGAUGGAUCCAUGCCACUCGCCCGCUUUCCCACCCGACCAGUCGCCGGUGAAGAUUAAAUACCCCAGCUCCCCGUACAGCGGCCACAUCUCCAGGUCUCCGAGUUCCGGGCAGCAGUCCCCGGCCGGGAGCAACCCUUCCCCAGCCCUGUCCUACUCGUCGGCCGGCUCCGCUCGCUCCAGCCCGGCCGACAUCCCCGACCUGAGCAGGCUGAAAAUGACCGCCAUCGACGAGAAGGUCAAAGCCGUCCAUAACCUCAAAACUUUCUGGGCUAGUGCCACGCAGUCAGCGUCUAGACCUGUCCGCGCACUGCGCUCCAACCCUUCUCUCGCCGGCUCCAAGGCAGAUGCUCUAAGUUAUUUGAAUCUCUCUCCGGCCAGGCGCGCCAAGAAGGAGGGGAAAGAGGACAGGCUGGAACUCAAGGAAUUUUCCAAGAUCCCCCACUCAGACAAGAAGGCCCAGAACGGCAGCGGAGCUCACCAAGAGACCAGUAAACCCGCAGACACAACGCAACCAACAAACAGCCUUCAGAGGGAGGUGCGCCCGUUGAGACUCCCCUCCGGGAAUGGUUAUAAAUUCUUGUCUCCUCGAAAGUUUCUUCCCACCUCGAAAUGCUGAAACCACCUGAACCAGCCAUGCCAUUUUCUUUAGUGUUCAUUGCCUGAUGUCCUUGUGGGACGAGCAUGUUACAAGUCUACAGCGUCGCGCAGGCAACCCUUUGUAAACUGAACGUUUCUGUGUGGCGUGAACAGUACUACAAAUUUUUAUACUGUUAAAGAAAGAAAAAAGCAAAAAAAAACCUCCUGUGUACAAAUGUCAUAUUUUUAUUGAAUCCAGAAUGGCAUUUUGCCUUGUUUCUUAGUCAUUUAAUGGUUGAUAUUGGUUUAUAAAUGUCAAAAGAAAAUCACAUUGCAAUGUCAUCCACAGUCAUAGUAUUUGUUGGAAGUACAUAAUAAACUAGGCUUGACAGUU
Molecule: messenger RNA, 10303 nt
Organism: Amblyraja radiata (thorny skate)
Lineage: Eukaryota; Metazoa; Chordata; Chondrichthyes; Rajiformes; Rajidae
Gene: ttc28
Product: tetratricopeptide repeat domain 28
Exons: 23
Coding region: 2615-9949 (2444 amino acids)
Molecular function (GO): protein binding
Source: RefSeq, a predicted model, not a curated record